UGUCUAUAAAUGGAGACUUGAAAGAGGUCAGUUUUAAGCAAUAAAUAACGAUGAAUAAAAUGAUUCUCUCCAUCAGAGCUAAUUCCUUUCUUAUCUACUUCCUCAUUUUCGUAGGAGCUGAAGCAAGAACUUUGCUAGAAAAACAUCACGGUCAGAAUCUGGCAGAAUAUGGAAGGCAGCCAUAUAUAACACCUUCACCACCAGCAUCAUCUCCACCACACAAUCAGGAAAUAGUAGGGAGGCCCCAUCAUUUACCACCUCCCGCUCCUAAGCAUGCUCCAACAAUCGGUCAACUCACAAGCACCACCCAAGGACUUAAACCUCACAAAAAUGAGUUAUAUAGCAGUGAGCUCUUGAUGACAACAAGUCAUGAUGAGGUUCUAAUUUUGCUUCCAAGUUAUUCAUCAGAGAUAGUUGGUGGGAGGCAUGAUCAUAUAUCCGUUGGGAGGCAUGAUCAUUUACCCGUACAUCCACCAUCACCAAAACCAGCAGAUGAAGAGGAUCAGAUAAUUAUCACAACUUCCUCUAAUUCAUGUCAUGAUGGAAAUGGAAUUGGAAGAGGGAAUCAAAAACCACCUCCAACUCCAAAGCCAUCUCAUAACGACGGUCAGACAAUUAUCUCUAGUACUAAUACUCAUGAUGAUGAUGAUCACCAUAGUAACUAUGGAAGGGAGGAACGUAUACUACCACCUUCCACUCCAAGGCCAUCUGAUGAGCAGCAUCAGACUAUUAUCUCUAGUACUAGUACAACUCAUGAUGAUGAUGAUCACCAUAGUAAUUUCGGAAGGGAGGGACGUACACCUCCUUCCCCUCAUUCUGCUUCACCCAUUGGUCAACUCUCAAGCAACCGUGGUGCCCAACACUUACCUCUUCAGGCUUCCUAUUAAUUAAGCUUCCUCGACAUCGGAACUUUAUUAAGUUGAGUACUAAGUAGUUUAGUAUUUUUUUUUUUUAAAGGCAGUAUAUAUAUAAUAUAACCUGGUUUUAGUUCACUUGAUGAGUUAGCUAGCUCUCAAGAAUAUUGUGUAAUAGAUAAUUAAGUUGUAACUUAGUGUUAUCCUACCCUGAGGCUGCAUUUUCUAUAUAUAGUCUUGUAAUAUAGUAACUACGCAGUAAAUGAAUUUGAGGAGUGCUGGUUUUGACUUAUAA
This is a messenger RNA of Lycium ferocissimum, 1149 nucleotides long. RefSeq lists its product as uncharacterized. Bases 51 to 887 code for a protein of 278 amino acids. The record is from RefSeq and is a predicted model, not a curated record. The transcript is spliced from 2 exons. Lineage: Eukaryota; Viridiplantae; Streptophyta; Magnoliopsida; Solanales; Solanaceae.